Sclerotinia borealis F-4128 is the source of this 3078-nucleotide messenger RNA. Lineage: Eukaryota; Fungi; Ascomycota; Leotiomycetes; Helotiales; Sclerotiniaceae. The record is from the annotation of a GenBank genome assembly.
AUGCAAGCACCACAACGACCUGUUCAAAGACGAUCUCCAGCUUCGGAUUCCCCUGGACCACCACCGACAAUAUCUGCCAGGGCUAUAUCUCCAAGUUUGGGCCCUCAGCCAAGGAAUUCCACAGCAUCAACCAGAUCUGUCCAGAGCAAUCAUUCAGGAAGAAGACAGAAUGGUGGUCAACCUCCGACAAGCAGUAGUGGUCAAAGUGGUCAAAGUGGUCAAAAUCCCCCACCAUUAUCUCAGAUCGAAAAGAGUGUAACGCAUCUCCUCGUCGCAACGAAACAACUUCUCGAAACACUUACACAAUGGUCUCGGCAUCAAGCGACAGAUGCACAAGUUUCAGAUGUAUACGUGCGUUUGGGGUAUGAGUUCAAUAUUGCUUGUAGGGCAUUUACCGCAAUCAAUGUUGAUACUUCGGAUUUGGGAAAUGUACCAGAGCUACUUCGGCAUAUACUGGAAUCGACGCUCAGUCAAGAAGCAAGUGUUGAGAGCUUGGAGAGAUAUCUACCGCGAAUUAGAGAUAUAAUCAUUACACUGCUCCAUGGUUUGAAGCGAAAGCAACAGAAGCUGCGACAAAAGCAAGGGAGAGAUAGCGCAACACAAAAUGGAGAAGCUAUACCUAGAAAUGGAAGCUUCAGCAGUAUUGCGAGCAAUAGCACUGGGCUGACGACUUUAUUAAAUCAAGGGUUGGAAAAUAAUUUUCAAGGAGAUCCGGGUGCACCGAAUGACCGAGGAAGCAAAACACAGGCUAACACCGACUCAAUCCUACCCCCACGAAUGUCAUCAGCCUCAGGAUCCUCAAACCGAAGGGCUGCUCCUCCACCAAGAGAUGCAUCUCGAGGUUCAAUAUCUUCAGAUCAAUCUACCCUGUCAAGUACAACUAUGCAGAGCAUUCCUGUUGUUCCACCUUACCCCGGAGAUGAAGUUACUCUAUCAAUGCCACGUCCAAUAGAUGGUGAUCAUUUGACUGUCGACAAUUUUCCACCACCUCCACCACCACCAAAAACAAAUGCUGCAUUGGCCGCUCUACAGAGAGGAGGAGAUUUGGAAAGACGAGCUUCAAGACGUUAUUCUGCCUAUCAAAUCUCGAAACUUGUUGGUGCAUCUCCAAAUGGAGUUCCAAUGCUUCCUGUUCCACAAAAUUCACCAAUACCAAACAGGGGACGCAAUGAUGCUCGAGAGUCUUUGAGAGCUGUUCAGAACCGUGAUUAUCGUCUUGGUCGAACAAAUUCCCGUUUGAUCCAGACUGAACUAUCUCCAGUCCGAAAGCCAAGCAUGAUCGCUGAAGAGACUCAGGAGACUUCAUUCCAGCAGCCAGAAGAACCAAUAUUGAAUGAUAGCCCUACAGUCAAGACUCCAGAAGAUAAGUUAAGACAGUCUUUCAUUGACUAUGAUGGACCAAGUGCAACACUCAAUGGACCACAUCCUGAUGUUCUCACAUCCUUCGAUAAUCAUAAUCAAGAUGAAGACAAACCUGCAUCUGAACCUCCUCAAGCUCCCGAACACAAGCAAUCUACUACUAAGAGAGAAAGUCCUAUUUAUGACAGCCAAUCAAGACAAUUUACACCGGAAGAAUCUCCACCUCCCCCGGAUAAAGAGAUUACAGUUUUCUUACAAUACAAGACCAAGGUUAAGAAGUUUGUCCUUGCUGAUGGCUACAAGGAUCUGUCUAUGGCAAGAUUACAAUUGGCUUUCAUUGAGAAGUUCGCCUGGAAUACCCACAACAAUGGCGUUGAUCUUCCUGAGAUAUACAUACAAGAUCCAGUGUCUGGCGUUCGACAUGAACUGGAAGAUCUCCAUGAUAUCAAAGAUCGUGCUGUACUUGUACUAAAUGUGGAGGUUCUGGACGAAGUCAAGCGACACAUUGAUGAUAGUCUAGGAGGAUUGAAGAAAAUGGUUGAGAGUGUCAAAACAGCAGUAGAUGAUCAGCAAGUUACUAUUCAGAGGGUCUCCGAUCGCCAACAAGACGCUGCAAAAGAAAUGGCUCGAAUCGCAUCUGCACCACCUGGCUCGUCAAGACUUUCCAUGAUCGAUACUGGACGAGUCACCAAUGGCAAUAACUCCAGCCCAUCGAAAGUCAACGAUCAAGCGCAACUUUCCGAGAUUCAAAGCCUUCGCCGCGAUCUCGCAGUACUCCGACAAACCUAUUCAGGCUUCCAAUCCGACAUUCAGAGUUCCAUGGCUUUGAUCCGCACAAAGGCUAGCUCAGUCAAGAGCGUUGCUGUUAAAGCUGUCAUUCCAGAUAUCAAUGGUGACUCCGGACGUUCCUAUGUCAAUGGUGGAAAGAAAAACCUUGGUGAAGAAUCCGACAAAUUGGUUGCGCAAGUUGAUGAUCUCCAAGAUAUUGUUGAAGAUCUACGAAAGGAUGUUGUACAACGUGGUGUGCGACCUCUUCCUAAGCAAUUAGAGACUGUGGCCAAGGAUAUCUCACAAGCUACGAUGGAACUCAAGAGGAUGCAAGAUUUCUUGAAACGUGAGAGACCAAUCUGGACCAAGAUUUGGGAGAAGGAAUUGGAGACAGUUUGCAAUGAUCGUGAAGAGAUUACUAUGCAAGAAGACCUUGCAGCAGAUCUUCAAGAUGAUUUGGAAAAGGCCGCACAAACCUUUGCACUGGUGGAACAAGCUACCAAGGAACAGUUGAAGGAAGGAUCACCAAGCCAAGUUGGUACUGGCCGAAGUCUUUCCAAGGUCCUCAACCGUUUAGAUCUAAUGGAUCCUGCAACAGCGAAGGAAGGUGUCCUUGACGAAGUUCGUGCGUUACAACCAAAUCACGAGAAUCGCCUAGAAGCUAUUGAGCGCGCAGAAAAACUUCGACAAAAGGAUCUUGAAAGUCGUCGAGGCAAUGUGCUACAAAAGGAAUUAACCACUUUUGUUGAAGAAGGAAAGUUGAAGAAAUCUGGGGGUUUCGAGGAGGUCGAAAGACAAAGAAUUGCAAAAGACGCACGGAACAGAAGAGAAGUCUGGGAGCGCCAGAAUGGAAUGACGCAGGCGGAUGCGAAUCUUGAGGGUGUGGAUGAUCCUGCAGUCGAGGAAGGCACAGAUGCAGAUAGGAUGGAGGAUGAAGUUGCAGAAAGCUGA